UCUAAUUCAUUGAAAUGCACCUGUAUUUUGAAGAGUAAUGAUAACUAAACAGCUUCAGUUCCCUUUGACAUCCACUGAAUGUACAAAAUACAGUGUAAAUCAAUGGGAACCGAAACAAUUUGGCUAUCAACAGAAUAACAGAAUUUUCAUUUUUGGGUUGACUAUCCCUUUAAGAUGAAUCUGGUAAAUAAAUCAUUCAAUGACUCAGUCAUAAAGACGGUCACUUGUUGGCAGAUACUGGCAAUGAUAUAACCUGCAGAAAGAGUCACAGAAAAAUCUCCACGUUUAUUGAAAACAGUGACAUCCUGUUUACAAACAGUCCCAGUAACAGUAUACAGUCCAUAGGAACCAAAACAUUCUAUAAACCCUACUAUGGAACAUUUGUCUAAACAGAAUUAGGUGCAUUACACAUACAUAGAUAUGGAAUUAUGUUAAAAUUUAGGCCUGUUAAUAUUUAUGCUUAUGAGUGAUGUAUUGUCACAUCUCUUUCAGUUUAAAUUAAUUUUAUGUUUACAAUUAAUAAAUAAAGAUGACCAAAGGAGACAUGAUAAAACCAGUGCUGGAACAUUUGGAUAAAAAUAAAGGACUUGGAUUUCAUAAAGAUGCUUAAUGUUCUCGUCCCUGAAACUGAAACCGUUUAAAGGCUACAAGGCUUUUAGAGUGGAAUCAGUAGCUUGUCUGAGCUCAGCGUUUGUCCUGCUGUGGGACACACUGACCUUCCUGACAAAACUCUUUCACAUCACAUGUGUCUAUAUUGCCUCUGAGCAUGAUACUUACUAAGCACAUCAUAAACCAAAAACAAAAUCACACGCGCGCGCGUGCGCACACACACAAAGUCUGGACAGCUAUCCUUGUAGGGACACUCCAUAGGCGUAGCAGUUUUUAUACUGUACAAACCAUAUUUUCUAUCGCCCUACACCAACCCUACACCUAAACCUAUAGCCAUCACAACUUUCUGCAUUUUUACUUUCUCAAAAAAAAAAAAGAAAAAAAAAAAACUCAUUCUGUAUGAUUUAUAAGCUUUUGUACACAUGGGGACCUCAAUUUAGGGCCCCCUGUAACACAAGUCCCCAUGAGUCACACACACACUUGUUUCAGUAGUAAGGACAUUGUAUAGACUUCCAUUGAUUUUAUAUCAGGUUAAUAAUAUUUUCUGUCUCCUAACCAAACCUAUCCUUCACAAAAACACCUGCAAAUCAUUUAAAUAAAAAAAGUUUUAGCCUAAUCAUAAGCAUUUUUAACUAGCCAGGAGUCAGGACCAGUAAAAAUGUCCUCACUACUCAUAUUUUUUUAACUAGCCUGUAUAAGUGAGUACAUUUGACACAUGCUGACUUUACGAUGCAAGUGACUGAAAGGACACAUUUUUCAGAGAAGCAUCAAACUACCAAAACUACCAAACCUUUUCUUGCACAGUUUAUAGACUUUUUUUCAAUGAAAUGCUUUUAUCUUACCUCAAUCUCUUCUUUUAAAAUGCAUUAGUAAACUAACCAUAAGCCUCCACUAGCCACGAAAGGAGAGGUCCUUUGAUCACAUUUGGCUAUAAUCCCAAUGAACCCCGCCUCCGGUGAUGCUGCGGUUCGUUUAAGACUGAUGUCCAGCUCAUCCAGAUGACCACACAUCUCUGGGGUCACCAACGAGCCAUGACCAUAAAACAAGAGAAAUUUAAGGUGUCUUUUUACGUUUAAGGAUACUUUUUACGUUACCUGUAGCAUAAUCAAAAAAAAGUAGAGAAAAUAAAUAGUUUCAUUAGCUGUCACUUAAAAUAAGUAAAGAUUUUGAAUCCCCUAUUGGGAUUAAUUUUCAUCGUCCACAUGUUUAUCAACUCUUCACAUUGAUUUAACUGACCUGGCCUUAAAGCACGAAAACGAAGCACGAAAGCAUGAACUCAACAGCUUAUAACAUCGAGGAUGUUUCUCAGAAGAACUCCACCUGUAAGUAUGACUUUAACUCGAGCAGCGCGGAUGAUCUUCCUCGUCCUCCUCCUCCUCAUCUUCCGCGCUUCACCGCCGCAGCUCAGGUCCGAGUGACGCUCACGCUCCUCCUGUGCGCGCUGUCGGCGUGCUGCAAUCUCGCCGUGCUGUACUCAGCCAGCCACAACCACAGAAAACGGUCCCACGUCCGGCUCCUCAUCACCAACCUGGCAGUGGCGGAUUUGCUGGUAACGUUCGUCGUCAUGCCGCUGGACGCGGGGUGGAAUAUAACGGUGCAGUGGAUCGCGGGGGACCUCGCGUGCAGGACGCUGAUGUUCCUCAAACUCGUGGCCAUGUACUCGUGCUCUUUCGUGACCGUGGUGAUAAGUCUGGACCGACAGGCUGCUAUUCUCAACCCUCUGUCCAUCAACAAAGCGAGGAAGAGAAAUAAAGUUUUGCUGAGUGUAGCAUGGACCAUGAGUGUUGUGUUAUCCAUACCACAGGUGUUUGUUUUCCACGUUGUAGUGAUCGAUUGCCCCGAGCGGUUUAUUCAGUGUACAACCUAUGGCAGCUUUAACUUACGCUGGCAAGAGACACUUUACAACAUGCUUACCUUCACCUUCCUCUUCCUCUUACCACUCUUCAUCAUGAUCUCCUGCUACAGCAGGAUAUUGUUUGAGAUCUCCAAGAAAAUGACAGAAGACAGCUUGCUGUCCAACAAAGUGCAGCUGCGUAGGUCGAAAAACAACAUCCCUAGGGCACGCAUGCGCACGCUGAAGAUGACUGUGGUCAUUGUGCUGUCAUUCAUGGUGUGUUGGACACCCUACUACAUGCUUGGCCUGUGGUACUGGUUCUGUCCCGCUGGCCUGGAGGAAACAGUGUCCCAGUCCCUCUCACACAUCCUUUUUACAUUCGGCCUAUUAAAUGCUUGUUUGGACCCCAUCAUCUAUGGUCUGUUCACCAUUCCAUUAUGCAUGAGGCACAGACAGCGUGAACGUAACAUUGUAGCCUUUGAGCUGGAGAACACUAAUAACUCUUUGAUGACUUCCAUCAGAACUUCCACCUCCUCUCUCACUUUAAAGAGAAUGACAGUUCAGCAGACUUCUAGAGAAAAGCUAGAAUGGGACGGAGAGUAUGUGCACAGGAUUGGAGAUGAUGGGGCAAAGAACAGUGUGGCCCCAGUCAUUCCACCUGUAUGGACUAAAAGCCAAAACACAUAAGUUGUCUAUAUGUAUGAUAGUUUUCCAUUUAAUUUUAAUGAAGGCCAUUAAGGACACUUUAACCUUAUCUGAUAUGUAUAAAGUUAUCACAUAUAACAUUUCAAAAAGGUUUUAUUUAUUGUAAUUAGUUCAUUCAUUUUGGCUAAUGAGGUAAAUCUUUUGCCCACUGAGCCUUGAGAUAACCAGACAAUGAAAGUCAAUGGGGUCCAGCAAUGUUUGGGAGUUUUAUUAUACAGACUAAUAGAUUUUUUAAAGAAGUUGCUAUUUUUAUUUAGCAAGGACAUAUUCAUUCAUGUAAAUGCAGUAAGGACUUUAUCAUUGUUACAAAAAAGUCGAUUUCAAAUAAAGGCUGUUCUGAACUUUCUAUUCAUCAAAGAAUCCUGAAAAAGAUGUAUCAUGGUUUCCACAUAAAUGUUUCCUAUGCAGCAAAUCAGCA
This is a messenger RNA of Cyprinus carpio (common carp), 3566 nucleotides long. Its product is annotated as putative gonadotropin-releasing hormone II receptor. The coding region runs from base 1880 to 3130 and encodes 416 amino acids. Gene Ontology annotation, cellular component: membrane. Gene Ontology annotation, biological process: G protein-coupled receptor signaling pathway. Lineage: Eukaryota; Metazoa; Chordata; Actinopteri; Cypriniformes; Cyprinidae. Gene Ontology annotation, molecular function: gonadotropin-releasing hormone receptor activity; peptide binding. The record is from RefSeq and is a predicted model, not a curated record. The transcript is spliced from 3 exons.